CCAUACACUCUGGUGCAGGCUGCGCUCCAGCUCGGCGCGGUGGGACAGCAGAGACCUGUCUCUUUAAGUUGGUGUCAAAGCCGAUUAGCACUGAUCUCCGUCGUGAUUCUGUUUUCACCGUCUGUUCUUCCCUCCAAUCUAUUCCUGUUUUUUUUUUUUUUUUUUUGGUUUUGUUUUGUUUUGCGCGCUGCUGACGGGACGAAAAGCCGAGCGCACGGUAACUCUUCGCGGAACUUUGGGAGGAUGGACAGGAGGUGAGGUGUGUGUUUUCCCUCGCCGCUGAUAGCCCACUUUUAAAACCCCAAUGUGAUGCUGUUCUGCGCCGCGGAAUCUCCAACUUUUCCUACCAUGGUAAACCCGGAUUACCUUCCCCAUGCGAACCGCUUUCUCUGCUGUAUCCCUCCGCUAAAACAUAACGGCGCAGACAGCCUGAAACGAGAUGUGAUGAGACGCCUCCGGUGAGUGUUGUACUUGGCUCCAAAAUUAAAGACAACUUUUUUUUUUAAAAAUGCAAAAGGGCGUGCGGUACAAUGAGGGCCACGCGCUGUAUCUGUCGGUGGUCGCGCGUAAAGAGGGCACCAAGCGCGGCUUCCUGAGCAAGAAGACCACCGAGAACAGCCGCUGGACCGAGAAGUACUUCGCGCUCCACCAGAACGUGCUCUUCUACUUCGAGAACGAGCAGAGCACGAGGCCAUCUGGGAUAUACCUGCUGGAGGGAUGCACGUGCGAGAGGGCACCGGCACCUAAAGUGUCCUCCAUCGGGAAGGAGCCCAUGGAGAAACAGCAGCACUACUUCCUGGUCAUUUUUGGCCACGAUGGACAGAAACCUCUGGAGCUUCGGACGGAGGAGGAGUCAGACUGCAACGAGUGGGUGGAGUACAUCCAGCAGGCCAGUUACUCUGACAUCAUCGUCGAGCGUGAGAUCCUGAUGCAGAAGUACAUCCACCUGGUGCAGAUCAUGGAGACGGAGAAGGUCGCGGCCAAUCAGCUGCGCACUCAGCUGGAGGACCAGGACACGGAGAUCGAGAGGCUCAAAUCCGAGAUUGUAGUGUUGAACAAAGCGAAGGAAAGGCUGCAGCCUCACCAGAGCAACCAAGAGGAGGAAGACCCCGACAUUAAAAAGAUCAAGAAGGUUCAGAGCUUCAUGCGCGGCUGGCUCUGCAGGAGGAAGUGGAAGAUCAUCGUCCAGGACUACAUCUCCUCCCCUCACGCCGAGAGCAUGAGGAAGAGGAACCAGAUCGUCUUCAACAUGGUGGAGGCGGAGACCGAGUACGUCCACCAGCUCUCCAUCCUCGUCAACUGCUUCCUCAGGCCGCUCCGCAUGGCCGCCAGCUCCAAGAAACCUCCCAUCAGCCACGACGACGUCAGCAGCAUCUUCCUCAACAGUGAGACCAUCAUGUUCCUGCACGAGAUCUUCCAUCAAGGGCUGAACGCUCGGAUCGCCAACUGGCCUACGCUUGUCCUGGCGGACCUGUUUGACAUCCUUCUACCCAUGUUGAACAUCUACCAGGAGUUUGUGAGGAACCACCAGUACAGUCUGCAGGUUCUGGCAAACUGCAAACAGAACCGAGACUUUGACAAACUGCUCAAACAGUACGAGUCCAAUGCUGCCUGCGAGGGCCGCAUGCUGGAGACCUUCCUCACCUACCCCAUGUUCCAGAUCCCGCGGUACAUCAUCACCCUCCAUGAGCUACUGGCUCACACACCUCAUGAACACGUGGAGAGAAAGAGUCUGGAAUUUGCCAAAUCCAAACUGGAAGAGCUUUCAAAGAUGAUGCACGAUGAAGUGAGCGACACAGAGAACAUCAGGAAGAACCUCGCCAUAGAGAGGAUGAUCGUUGAAGGCUGUGACAUCCUCUUAGACACCAGUCAGACUUUUGUCAGACAAGGCUCUCUGAUCCAGCUGCCGUCCAGCAGCGAGCGGGGCGUGCUCAGUAAGGUCCGGCUGGGCUCCCUCUCACUCAGGAAAGAGGGAGAGCGACAGUGUUUCCUGUUCACCAAACACUUCCUCAUCUGCACCCGAACAUCUGGAGGAAAGCUUCACCUGCUCAAGCAAGGAGGAACGUUGUCUCUGAUUGAGUGCACACUGAUUGAAGAGCUGGAUAUCAGUGAUGAAGACUACAACGCUGCAGGUCAGGGUUUCAACCAUCUGCAGUUUAAAAUCGUGGUGGAGUCUCCUGACGGUCAGUCCUUCUCCGUCGUUCUCUUGGCUCCUUCACGUCAGGAGAAAGCAGCGUGGACCAGCGACAUCAGCCAGUGCAUCGAUAAUAUCCGCUGUAACGGCCUGAUGACCAGCGUGUUCGAGGAGAACUCCAAAGUUUCGGUGCCGCACAUGAUCAAGUCCGACGCUCGUCUGCACAAAGACGACGUCGACAUUUGCUUCAGCAAGACGCUCAACUCCUGCAAAGUCCCUCAGAUCCGAUAUGCCAGCGUGGAGCGGCUCCUGGAGCGCCUCACCGACCUGAGGUUCCUCUCCAUAGACUUCCUGAACACGUUCCUCCACACGUACAGGAUCUUCACCACAGCCGCCGUGGUCAUCGACAAGCUGGCAGACAUCUACAAGAAGCCGUUUACCUCCAUACCUGUCAGGAUCGAGCAACAUUCAUGUGACCGUCUGUCCAUCAUGUCCCUCUGUCCCGACUACACUCUGAAGAUCACACAGCUGGCUCUGGACCAGUCAAAGUCUCUGGAGCUCUUCUUUGCCACCAACCAGGGCUCGUGGGCGACCGACCCGUUGAACAACAAAUCCCCUCGCCUGUGUCGCAAGUUCUCCUCUCCUCCUCCCCUCUCGAUCCCCUCUCGCACCUCCUCCCCCGUCCACUCCCGCAAGCUCUCCCUGAGCUCGCCCGUCAGCUCGAAAGUCAUGGACCUCUCCACCACCCCCACCUCCUCCGCAGCCAAUUCCCCCACCUCCAGCUACUGCCCCUCCAUUUCUUCCCCUCCUCCCGGCUCUGGCAGGCCCUCUUCUGGCUUCUUCUCUCCUCCGCCCACCGCCAAGCGCUCCCCAAGCCUCCCACAGGCCUCUGGGGUGUCCUCGCCGCCCCCCGUCCCCACGAAGGCCCCCCUGGACCUGAGCCGCGGUCCCAGCUCCCCUGAGCUGAGCCCCGCCGCGGCGGAGGACGUCAGCGGGGAGCUGCCUCGCCUCGACGCCUUCUGCGGGAAGCUUAGGCGAAGCAUCCGCAGGGCCGUCCUGGAGUCAGUGUCUCUGGACAAAUUUAUCCCUGAAUCUCCAGCCAGCACGGAGGCAGGCGACAUGUCUCCCUGCCGCUCGCCUUCUACACCGAGACACCUCCGCUAUAGAACGUCAGGAGUCACAGCGGGGGAGAACUCUCGCUGCGCCAUGUCGCCCGCUUCAGCGUUUGCGAUCGCCACAGCUGCCGCGGGCCACAGCAGCUCGCAGGGUUUCAACUCUGACAAAGUCUGUGACAAAGAGUUCAUCAUCAGGAGAGCUGCUACCAACAGAGUCCUCAACGUGCUGCGACACUGGGUUUCCAAGCACUCGCAGGACUUUGACAUGAACAGUGAUCUAAAAAUGGGAGUGAUGUGUCUCCUGGAGGAGGUGCUGCGAGAUCCAGACCUGCUGCCCCAGGAGAGGAAAGCCACCACCAACAUAUUAAGUGCCCUUUCUCAAGACGAACAAGACGACGCUCAGCUGAAGAUUGAGGACAUUUUACAGAUGGCGGAGAGUCCGAAGCCCGAGUGUUUCGAGUCUCUGUCGGCGAUGGAGCUGGCCGAACAGAUCACUCUGCUGGAUCACAUCGUGUUCAGGAGUAUCCCUUAUGAGGAGUUCCUGGGUCAGGGCUGGAUGAAGGUGGAUAAGACAGAGAGGACUCCGUACAUCAUGAAGACCAGCCAACAUUUUAAUGAUAUGAGUAACCUGGUGGCGUCUCAGAUAAUGACUCACACUGACGUGGGCUCCAGAGCCAGCUCCAUUGAGAAGUGGCUCGCUGUGGCCGACAUCUGUCGCUGCCUCAACAACUACAACGGCGUGCUGGAGAUCACGUCCGCUCUCAAUCGCAGCGCCAUCUUCAGGCUGAAGAAGACGUGGGCAAAAGUCUGCAAACAGACAAAAUCUCUGAUGGACCGGCUGCAGAAGACGGUGUCAUCAGAAGGGAGGUUCAAGAACCUGCGAGAGACUCUGAAAAACUGUAACCCUCCGUGCGUCCCGUACCUGGGCAUGUACCUCACAGACCUGGCCUUCAUUGAGGAGGGCACGCCGAACUUCACAGAAGAGGGCCUGGUUAACUUCUCCAAGAUGAGGAUGAUUUCUCACAUCAUUCGGGAGAUUCGUCAGUUUCAGCAAGCACCUUACAGGAUAGAGCACCAACCCAAGGUGACUCAGUUCCUCCUGGAUAAAACUCUCGUGAUGGAUGAAGACACCCUCUAUGAGCUCUCGCUGAAGAUCGAACCCCGAGUACCUCCUGGUUAAUCCUUCCCUUCCCCUUUCACACACAUAUUUUUAGUCUUACAAUCUCAAUCAUGUACAAACACAACUUCAAGAUUCGUCCUUAAUGAAGUGGGGUUUUUGUUUCAUAACCGGUUAUCGUGCUCAGGAUUCUCAGGAGAAAAAAGUGCCUUGUUGUAAAAAAAACUCUGCUGUGUAAAUAAUAUAAACAAGAAUGACGUAAAACACACAAACACAACUCUGCCAUAUGACUGUAGAAAGUUCUGUUUUCAGCUAACGAACCUGGCACUAGAGAGUAACCUUUGCUGCUACCGUGCUGUUAAUACCAGACAGUCUGCCUCUGUAGUCUCACAUGUACGUAUUGUCGGAUGAGUUAGCUCAUUUUGUAAGAUGAACACAGUUUCCAAAUAGUUUUUUUUUUUGGACCUUACAGCUUUAAAGUGAGAAUCUGUAUGUGUUAAAAUGACAUGCCUGCACCACAGAAACGAUGCUAAUGCAAACUGCAUGUUGCUGAAGCAAAAGGAAGAGUCGUCAUGUUUUGGAUUAAAGUCAAACUUUCAGAAUAAGGGCCAGGCAUGAGGAUGAACUAAGAGGAGGAAGUUGAGGUUUUUUUGUUUGUUUGUUAUUUUAAACUUUUGAAGUCCAAACGUUCAGAAGAAAACCAAAGUGUCAAAAACAAAGUCACACUGUAAAAUAAAGUUAUAAGGGGGGGAGCGGGGAGGGGGUAUUUUUAAACCUUUUCAACCUCAUCUCUCUUUUAAACCUUUUCAACCGAGAGAGAGAGAGAGAGAGAGAGAGAGAGAGAGAGAGAGAGAGUGAGAGAGAGAGAGAGAGAGAGAGAGAGAUGCACUGGUACGUCCGUCCUCUAAAUGCACUGAUUGAGGCGCGAUGUCUCAAGUUUUAAAAACUGAAGUGUAUGCCUUUGCUUUAACACUUUCCAGGAGCUGCUUGGUUUAAGACAAUCGUUGUGAUACACAUCCUCAUCAUCCAUUAAUCAAUCGGUCUUUAUUUGUAUAGCGCCAAUUCAUAACAAAUGUUUUAUCAAGACACUUUACAAAAGAGCAGGAAGUAGAUCUUACUCUUUGUUAUAUUAUCGACACAGACCCAACAUUAAUCCAUCAUCAGCACUCUGCAUCACCACGUGAUAACGGGGAUAUGGAGGGAAACAUUUCAAAACAUGUGAAACGCUGCAUGCUGAAGUUGUUGAAAAGCUUGUUUUUAAUCUUAACUGCAAGAUAUAAAGGCAUGUAUACGCCUUUCAGACUCAAAACAGCUCAAAAUGUUGGGGAAAAAAAUAUGCUUUAAACUUUUUUUUCUGAACAUAUUGACUUGCUUUCUUGAAAUGCAAAUAGCUUGUUUUGUGAGAUUUCAUGCCUGGCCUCUGCCGCCCCUAAAGACAGAACUCAAAAAGUACUUCUCCUGAAAUUAUAACUGGAUUUGAUUUGAACUGGACUUCAAAUUUGACAGGACACUCAGAGUAAGAACUUCCUGUUUUUGUCGCAAAUAAAGCCAGCUGCAGUACAGUUAAAUUCUAUAAUUAACCAUAAAUCUCUCCUGUUUCCCUCAGUAUUGAUGCCGACACAUAUUGAGUAAACAGGCUUUUACUUGACCUUUUUUAAAUAUUUACUCAUCAGUUUACACUAAAGGUUCAAGUUUUUGCAGUUGCUGAUGUUUUGCUGAUGCAUUUGCAUGUUGCAGCGAACACACAUUCCAAAUUAGAAAAAUAUGAUCAAGAUAUCUCCAUAUUUUGUAUUUUUUCAAAAUGCACGUGUCGUUUUCUUUCUGUCAGACUCGGGUCAUUUUGUAUCAGAUGUUCUGCUGUUUGAAUUAUCCUCUUCGCGUCUCUUUUUGAAAGAGUUGGCCUCAAAGCUUUCUUAAAUGCUCUGGAUUCUCCGCACAGUUUUUCUGUCAUUAUUAGCUCCUCGUCAAUGUGAUAUUAGAGUCAUAUUUAUAUUUCAAACCUUGUUUACUGUAUACUUUAAAUUGUGAUAUCUUUAUAAUAUCCGGUGAAAAAGAAUGUCAAUAGACUCUGAAGUUGUUUUUAGCAUGAUUGUCCCUCUUUCCUUAAGAAUACUGUUAUCCUGUAGUUUACUGAAAACGUUUUAUGAAGUUAAAUCUUUUUAUUUCGACACAUUCCUGACGCCAGGAAUCUUGAAAAGCUUCAGGCUUGGAUAUAUAAGAUCCUUGAUUUCUUACAUUCCUGCAAACUUUGAAAUUCCAGUUUUACUGUUGUUAUUUUUCCAUGCAUUUCUCUGUGUACUGUACAGAUAUUUACACACAAUAAAAGUGAAUUAUAAUGUA
Messenger RNA from Labrus bergylta (ballan wrasse), 6706 nucleotides. It is a transcript of the gene rasgrf2a, whose product is annotated as Ras protein-specific guanine nucleotide-releasing factor 2a. Gene Ontology annotation, cellular component: plasma membrane. Gene Ontology annotation, molecular function: protein binding; guanyl-nucleotide exchange factor activity. The record is from RefSeq and is a predicted model, not a curated record. Lineage: Eukaryota; Metazoa; Chordata; Actinopteri; Labriformes; Labridae. Gene Ontology annotation, biological process: Ras protein signal transduction; positive regulation of GTPase activity.